AUGGCGUGGGGCAAGAAAGCGCAACCGCCGCCCCCCCUUCGGCCGCAAAUCAUUCCCCUUGUAAUCACCCUCCUCUUCCUCGGCGGCCUGGCCUGGGUGCUUUGGCAGGUGUACAUCUCCGUCAACAAGAUCCAAGAGUCUGCCUCGGAGCGCAUGGGCAAGAAGAACGUCGUCUUCACAAAGGAUGGCGUCCGCGUCGGCGUGAAGCACACCUCGAACGAGAACUACGUCGACAAAACCCAGAGCUGGGUCGUCAAGGCUUGGAAUUUGAGCGGGAAUACUGUCGGUCAGAUCAAGAAGACCAAAUGA
Messenger RNA from Colletotrichum godetiae, 309 nucleotides. RefSeq lists its product as uncharacterized. Bases 1 to 309 code for a protein of 102 amino acids. NCBI's taxonomy places the organism in Eukaryota, Fungi, Ascomycota, Sordariomycetes, Glomerellales, Glomerellaceae. The transcript has 2 exons. The record is from RefSeq and is a predicted model, not a curated record.